Purpureocillium lilacinum is the source of this 390-nucleotide messenger RNA. Lineage: Eukaryota; Fungi; Ascomycota; Sordariomycetes; Hypocreales; Ophiocordycipitaceae. The record is from RefSeq and is a predicted model, not a curated record.
AUGCGGCGGCCGAGUGGCAAGUGCUCCAUAGUGAGAGGUUGCAAAGUGCACAAAGACUGGGCCGCCAUGAGAUGUCAGGGAUGGAGCAGCUCUGACGCAGGUCCUGCGAGGCAGACGCCAUUUCGUCAGGGUCACUACCAUGGAUGCGUGGCUCGUCCAGGGGAGGGGGGAGCAACGGCAGUGACAACCAUCAUCAACCGUCACCGGGAUGUGGAUGUAGGAGGCGGCGGCGAACGUGAGGGCCCGCGGCCGGCGCACCGUUUGCGCGACGCCAGAGCUCGACGACGACUUGUCGACGACGUUGGCCGAAGGUCGGGACGGAUGCGCGCGUGUGACGGAGGCGGCGGCGAAAACGCCAGCCGGGUUGGGACAGGUCCGUUUCGGACGUGA